Molecule: messenger RNA, 981 nt
Organism: Branchiostoma floridae (Florida lancelet)
Lineage: Eukaryota; Metazoa; Chordata; Leptocardii; Amphioxiformes; Branchiostomatidae
Product: enoyl-CoA delta isomerase 2, peroxisomal-like
Exons: 5
Coding region: 139-873 (244 amino acids)
Biological process (GO): fatty acid beta-oxidation
Cellular component (GO): peroxisome
Molecular function (GO): enoyl-CoA hydratase activity; delta(3)-delta(2)-enoyl-CoA isomerase activity
Source: RefSeq, a predicted model, not a curated record
ACAGUUGAACUAUGCCCUGUGUUAUGGGUACUCGACUUUAGUUCAGUUCAGUUCGUACUCGUAUAAGACGAGGUACCGGUACGUAGCCUUUAUGCAUCGUUAUCCUGUGUUUUCUGCACUUAACACAUCUACUACACAAUGGGCAGUGGUGACAUUAGUGUGGAGGUGAGGGGGAAAGUGGCGAUAGUGUCCAUGGAUCGGGGAGAGAACAGACUCAACCUCAAAUUCCUGGCCGACCUGAAUGCAGCAUUGGACAAGGUACUCAGUUACCCAGAUGUCCAAGCUAUGGUCACCACUGGGGUGGGGAAGUUCUACUCCAAUGGGAUAGAUCUGGACUGGCUGAUGCCACAAGGACCGGACGUACAGCGGCAGUUUCUGGACAAGUUCGGAGAAGUGAAGAUGAGGAUCCUCACAUUUCCCCUUCCUACCAUCGCUGCUAUUAAUGGACACUGCUUUGCAGGCGGUGCCCUGUUGGCUGUAUGUCACGACUACAGGGUGAUGCGGUCCAAGCAAGGCUGGUUCUGCAUGCCUGAGAUAUACCUCGAGCUGCGCUUCGACCCCGCAAUGGUGUCACUGCUCAAGAGGAGGCUGCCUGGUGGUGAUGUUCAGAGAGACAUCCUGUUGUUUGGGAAGCGGUUCCCAGGAGAGGAGUGUGCCAGGAGGGGAGUGGUGGAUGCUGUGUGUGAGCAGGAGCAGCUUCUGGAUCAAGCUGUCAGAAUGGCCCGUGAGUGUGUAGGGAAGAGUGGAUUUAGCCGCACCAUGAUGAAGGCCAUGAAGGAGGAUGUGUACAGGGAGGUGGUGGAGGUGUACCAGGAGGAGGCCAAGUCUAAUCGUGACCUUGUCAGCGACAGGCGACCACCGGCAAAGCUAUGAGUGGAUCAACCUCAGAAGUCACAGCCAUACAAAACCUUCUUUUUUCUCAACAAGUUAAAUCAUAUUGGAAGCUCUUGGUGUUGGUAGCAAUCAUAAUACAAAGCUUAA